Silurus meridionalis is the source of this 2659-nucleotide messenger RNA. It is a transcript of the gene alkbh8, whose product is annotated as alkB homolog 8, tRNA methyltransferase. The coding region runs from base 21 to 2126 and encodes 701 amino acids. Gene Ontology annotation, molecular function: S-adenosylmethionine-dependent methyltransferase activity; tRNA binding. Gene Ontology annotation, cellular component: cytoplasm; nucleus. The transcript has 11 exons. The record is from RefSeq and is a predicted model, not a curated record. NCBI's taxonomy places the organism in Eukaryota, Metazoa, Chordata, Actinopteri, Siluriformes, Siluridae. Gene Ontology annotation, biological process: tRNA wobble uridine modification.
UCAAUACAAAGACGCACUCAAUGGAGGCUCCUGUGCCGAACGUGGAAACUGCCAGAAGAUCCAAAAAGGAUAAAAAACUGCUAAAGAGAACAAUUAAAGCUUCUCACACGCUACUUAAGCAUGGAGGCAUCACUACCGCGUCACAGCCCACUCAGAGUGUAUGUGUAUUUAAUGGAGGUUUAGGGAAUGGUGUGAGCAGGGAGCUGCUGAUGGCAGUGCUGACUGAAGGUGGCGCUGUGGAGUCUCUCCUCAUGCCCCCUAAUAAACCCUACAGCUUUGCCACCUUCAGGUCUGUACAGGAGAGUCAGAGCGCGUACACACAGUGUAACGGCCGCGAGCUGCUGUGUGGCAGAAACCACGUCACUCUGUACUGCAGCUACGUCCUGCCGGUGGAUAGAGGAGUGUGUGAGUGUGUGUCUCUCCCCCCUGGUCUCAGUGUGUUGGAGGACUUUGUGUCUGCAGAAGAAGCGUGUCAGCUGCUGAAGGCUGUGGACUGGACGUCGCACACUGAUGAUGUCACAGCACAGCGAGAACUGAAGCAUCGCAGAGUGAAGCAUUAUGGGUACGAAUUUCGCUACGACAACAACAACGUGGACAAACACAAACCGCUUUCUGAAGGCCUGCCGUUGGUGUGUUAUGCUGUGCUGCAGAAGUGUUUGAGUGACGGUCAUAUCAGUGUGCUUCCUGAUCAGCUCACUGUCAACCAGUAUGAAAGUGGACAAGGAAUUCCUCCGCAUGUGGACACACACUCAGCGUUUGAGGACACAAUCAUGUCUCUCAGUUUGGGAGCAAAGACUGUAAUGGAUUUCCGUCACCCUGAUGGUCGCUUGGUGUCGGUGGUUUUACCAGCGCGGAGUCUCUUAGUGAUGAAGGGAGAAAGUCGUUACCUCUGGACUCAUGGUAUAACACCCAGGAAGUUUGAUCUGGUAUCUGCAUCAACAUCUGAGAGGUCAGGGGUUGUAAACUUUGACCCCAGUGAUCUGACUUUAAACCAGCGUGACACUAGGACUUCGUUUACCUUCCGCAAAAUCCGACACACACCCUGUGACUGUGUGUACACAUCAGUGUGUGACAGUCAGCGCCCCCCCUCCCCCCCUCAACUCCCAGUUGCGUGUAGUGAAGCGUGCCAGUUGGAGGAGCGCUACGUUCACCGUGUGUAUGAGGAAAUCUCCUCCCACUUCAGCAGCACUCGCCACGCCCCCUGGCCUAGGGUCCGCCACUUCCUGCUCUCGUUGCCGAGCGACGCCAUAAUGGCCGACAUUGGCUGUGGCAACGGCAAAUACCUGGGAAUCAACCACCAGGUUUUCUCGCUGGGAUGCGACCGCAGCGUGAACUUGGUGUCGAUCUGCAGGGAGCGAGGUUUCCACGCGGUGGUGUGUGACGCUCUGUCCGUUCCCCUGCGCAGCUCCGCCUUCGACGCCGUCAUCUCCAUCGCCGUGAUCCAUCACUUCUCCACACAGGAGAGGAGAUUGGCAGCUGUCACAGAGUUGGUUCGUCUGCUGAAGGUCGGAGGUCGUGCCCUGAUCUACGUGUGGGCAAUGGAGCAGGAAUACAAAAACCAAAAAUCCAAAUAUCUCAAAACUUGCAAGAACCAAGAGAACACAGAGACCCGGGGUAAUGAGGAGAAUGUGGAGAACCUAGAAAUCCAGGAGAAUGUGAAGAACCAGGAGAACGUGGAACUAAAAACUUCAUAUACAUCUAACACUCAACACAGAAAUGACCUGGAUAAGGCCAACGUUGAGUCGAGUGUGAGACAGGUGCAUGCUGGGAAAGCGGACUGUAACCCAGAGGACAACGAGGAGGAUUGUGGGAAGGAGACCCCAACUAGGCUGUGUGUUCACACCAACCGUACAGCAUUCGAGUCCCAGGAUCUUCUCGUUCCUUGGCAUCUGAAAGGUGAAGUAAAGGCGGGUUCUGGUCCCGUGUUCCACCGUUUUUAUCAUGUGUUCCAGCGUGGAGAGUUGGAGGAUCUGUGUGAGCGCAUCAGUGGAGUGGAAGUGCAGAAGAGCUACUACGACCAGGGCAACUGGUGUGUCAUCCUGCAGAAAACACAACCAAUAACUCCUCCCACAAAUCCCCCCCUCCCACCAAUAGCUCCUCCCACAAAUAUCUCCCCCCACAAAUAAUCACCUCUCACUGAUAACUCCUCCCACAAGUAACUCCUCCCACAAAUAAUCACCUCUCACUGAUAACUCCUCCCACAAGUAACUCCUCCCACAAAUAAUCACCUCUCACUUAUAACUCCCACCACAAACAAUCACGUCUCACUGAUAACUCCUCCCACAAAUAACUCCUCCCACAAAUAAUCACCUCUCACUUAUAACUCCUCCCACAAAUAACUCCUCCAACAAAUAAUCGCCUAUCAUUGAUAACCCCUCCCACAAACAAACCUUCCCACCAAUACAUCCUCCCAUAAAUAACUCCUCCCACAAACAUCACCUCCCACAAAUAACUCCUCCCACUAAUACACCCUCCCACAAGUGACUGUUAUUCCUAUAAUCCUUAAACGUGUAUAAGGAAUAAAACUGUCAAUAAAUUAGAAAUCAGAUUAAGAGUAAUAAACUCUCUCCUGCUCACAGUCUGUGCUGCUUUUACAUCAUACAGCCACUCGGUGGCGCUGUGCAGAGAUUCCGAUUUUCAAUAAAGCACAAUGAAUUCA